CAAUCAAAUGCACUUUGGCAGAAGGUCAAGAAGUGGACGGAUGAGCGACCGAGUUCUUCCCGACAAAACUCAAGCUCAACAUGAAGCCUCCGCAUGUCGUUGCUGUGCUCCUGCUUGCGCUGCUAUGGCCUGCGUGCUUGUGCAGGAACGAGGAGGAGCGCCUGAUCAACUACCUGUUAAAGGAACGCGGAUACAACAAGGAGCUGCGUCCCGUGGAGAGGCAACAGGAUGCCGUCAACGUCACCCUCGCUCUCACGCUCUCAAACCUCAUCUCCUUGAAAGAAGUGGACGAGACUCUGCUCACCAACGUCUGGAUCGACCAUACGUGGACGGAUUACAGGCUGACGUGGAACACGAGCGAGUUUGACGGCAUAGAUAUGCUGCGCUUGCCGUCCAACAUGGUGUGGCUGCCCGAGAUCGUGCUGGAAAACAAUAAUGAUGCGCAGUUCCAGGUGGCCUACUACAGCAACGUGCUGGUUAACUAUGAAGGGCUAUGCUACUGGUUGCCCCCAGCCAUCUUCCGCUCAUCUUGCUCCAUCAACGUCAACUAUUUCCCCUUCGACUGGCAGAACUGCACCCUCAAGUUCACCUCACUGACGUACAACGCCAAAGAGAUCCGAAUGCUCCUGAAGACGGAAACGGACGACGACGGCAACAAGUGGACAGUCGAGUGGAUCAUCAUCGAUCCGGCCAGCUGGGCCGAGAACGGCGAGUGGGAGGUGAUUCACCGUCCGGCCAAGAGGAACACGUACAAACACAUUCCCAUGGAGAGCAACAAGCACCAGGACAUCACCUUCUAUCUCAUCAUCAAACGCAAACCGCUCUUCUACAUCGUCAACAUCAUCAUCCCCUGCGUGCUCAUCUCCUUCCUGGCGUCGCUCGUCUACUACCUGCCCGCCGACAGUGGUGAGAAGAUGACGUUGUCCAUCUCUGUGCUGCUUGCUCAGUCUGUCUUCCUGCUGCUGAUCUCUCAAAGGCUUCCAGAGACUUCCAUCUCCGUCCCGCUCAUUGUCAAGUACCUGAUGUUCAUCAUGGUGCUGGUGACAGUGGUGGUUUUGAACUGUGUUGUGGUUCUCAACCUGCACUUUAGGAGCCCAAGCACACAUGUCAUGUCUGAGUGGACCAAGAGGUUGUUCCUGGAGCGACUUCCCCGCCUCCUGCUCAUGUCCCGGCCGGCGGAGUCCGAGCCGUACUGGAACGGCGCAUUGCAGCGGCGGUCUAGCUCGGCGGGCUACAUCGCGUCGGCCGAGGAGUACUACAGCGUCAAGUCCCGCAGCGACUUGAUGUUCGAGAGGCAGUCGGUGAGACACGGGCUCGUGACCCGGCCCGCGCACGCCACAGUGAAAAAACUGCAGGAGGAGGGUGGCGUCACUGAGCAGCUGUACGGGGAAAUCAAGCCGGCGGUGGACGGAGCAAACUACAUCAUCAAACACAUGCGCAACAAGAACGACUACAAUGAGGAGAAGGAUAACUGGAGCGGCAUCGCUCGCACCGUGGACCGUCUUUGCCUUUUCCUGAUUACCCCAGUGAUGAUCUUUGGCACCAUCAUCAUCUUCCUAAUGGGCCUCUACAAUCACCCGCCGCCGCUGCCCUUCGCUGGAGAUGCUCACAACUACAGGGAGGACAACUCACGGCUGUUGUGACGCACAUGCACACACAUAAUUCACAAUUGUUCUGCUUUUUUUGACUUGUGUGGCUUGUUUUCUUUCAUUUGAGGUUACGAUUCAAGAAGCAGCAUCAUACAAUGAUAAUAAAAAACAUGUACAAACACAGCACAACUUUAGCAAAUUCAUUAAGAGACUUUUAAUAAGGCUAACUAUUAUCAUUUAUAGUGCUGUCAAGAGAUUUAAAAAAAUGAGAGAUGAAUUUGAUUAAUUACAGAUAAUGAGUCUAAGUUGAAUCUCACAUAAAAAUUACUGUCCUCAACUUGAGGUAAUUUCAUUUAAAUUCAUUAUAUUAUUUUGGCAGGUCAAAAGAUUGAUACAAAACAGAAAAACAUGGCUUUAUAAAGUAAUUUAUUGUUUUUGCAUACUUGAACAGAUGCAGGCCUCGCCAUUUACAUUCCGCUGUAUUUGAGACCAGUCCCAAGUGCUGCCUGCCACCUUUAGUUUCUACCAUCAGGGGGAAUAUUGUUGUGUUGUUUUGUCAAUAUUCAAACAAUUACAAAAAAAGUUAAACAUCAGGUCCAUAUAAAGUGCUGAAUUUAACACAUUAAAAAAAUAGUAAGAACGCUUUUCUAAGCAAUAAAAGUAUUGAACACUGAA
Molecule: messenger RNA, 2264 nt
Organism: Phyllopteryx taeniolatus (common seadragon)
Lineage: Eukaryota; Metazoa; Chordata; Actinopteri; Syngnathiformes; Syngnathidae
Gene: chrnd
Product: cholinergic receptor, nicotinic, delta (muscle)
Exons: 12
Coding region: 81-1643 (520 amino acids)
Biological process (GO): nervous system process; signal transduction; monoatomic ion transmembrane transport
Cellular component (GO): neuron projection; synapse; postsynaptic membrane
Molecular function (GO): transmembrane signaling receptor activity; acetylcholine-gated monoatomic cation-selective channel activity
Source: RefSeq, a predicted model, not a curated record